This is a messenger RNA of Aegilops tauschii subsp. strangulata, 1431 nucleotides long. The record is from RefSeq and is a predicted model, not a curated record. NCBI's taxonomy places the organism in Eukaryota, Viridiplantae, Streptophyta, Magnoliopsida, Poales, Poaceae.
CGUGGUGGGCAGAGCACGCCAGGGAAUUGAGAUGUGAGUGUGACCGUUGCAUCGUGCGAUGAGUGAGAGGGUGAAUUGUUUUUUUUAAGGUAAGAAGAGAAGGAUCGGUUGUUUGCUUUGAAGGGAAAAUCGGUUGUUUGCUAUGAGAGAAAUGUCAUAUACUUCGAUAUAUUGAGAAAAAUCUCACAAAGCCUAACAAGUCAUUUCUAGCAGCUCACUAGCAAGUCAUUCAGUUAAACAACUAUCUACCACAUUGUUUAAUCUGGGGUUUACCCGGUGCCAAGUGUACUAUAUUGCUAGAUUUAAUUUAACCGAUGUGUUGCUCCGUAUGUAUCUCGGCAUAAAUGGUUCAUCAGGAUUUAAUAUAGUGAUCUUACUUCUGUUGCUUCUUGGUGAAUAUAAAUUAUAUUGCGUUUUCAUGGAAGCAGGAACCCCGUAGUUGUGUAGCGGGUCGCGGAAGAGGCAGCCGGCGAGUGCGGGCUGGAUGGGAAGGUGAUGCCUGCGAUUGCAACCAUGCCGGCGGGCAGGGAAGGGUCUACGGUGGCCGUCAUGGUGUUUUCGAGGGAGAGCAAGGCAUCCACCAUCGCACAGCCGAAGAAGACGAAGCCUGCGUCGAGGUUGGCCACCGUGGCCGGCGUGAAAGCUGACGGACCUUAUGGCCGGUGACGGGUCCGCCACUGCCGCACUGUCUCUGAACUUGGUGGAGACGUGGAAGGAGAGCGGUGGCGCCGUGAAGACCUCGGCGUCUGCUGCCGCGACCACGACCAUGACCAUAGCGUCGAGCGGUUACUGCUACACUUACCAAGCCAGCGAUAUUGAGAAGCACAUUGAGAGAUUUUCCCAGAAAUCACAUGCCGUGAAGGGUUCCGAUGCGAAGUUGCAGAAAGGGACCGUAAACAUAACGCACGCCUUUUUUCUUGCUUUUCAGAAGACAAGGAACAUGACACAUUAUUUUUCUGGAUUUCCAGAAGACAAGGACCAGGACCACAGCAAACAUCCUGAGUUGGAAGACAAAAGUACUGAUGCAACCAUGGAAGGGGUGGAAGGUAAAGCCAUUUUGAGGGAUAUAUUAACAACAAAGAACUUAUUAACCUUUUUUUAUAAAACUUGAUGAUGAAUUGGUUACUAUAGUCCCGUCAAAAUAAUUACCAUAUGUGAAGAAUAUUUGAAAGAGCCGCUUUGGAAGUGAGCUUAUUUUGGAAGUAUCAUUAAGAAUUUGGUGGCAACAUACGUUUAAUAAAUUCUUUUUUGUGUGUGGCAAUGGUGUUUUCCUGCAUCACACUGUCUAAGCAUGUCUUUAUGUACUGAUUCUGGAUAUACCAUGAUGAAUAGUUUCUAAUUUCUUUCAAAAGUUGCUUUCAGGGAAAAUAUUUGACGAUGGUUUUUUCUCCCAACCUGGCAAGGUAUUUUACUACAUAUAUUAAUUACUGG